GGCCUCCCCCAUCUUCAUACUCUAUACCUAAUUAUUUUCUUCACCGGUUGCUCUAGCUAUAUAUCUCCUUCACUCUUGACAUUUCUCCCGGCACAGUCCGGCCGACGCCCCCCUUCUCUCUCUCUCUCUCUCUCACAUUAACUCUGAGCUCUUAACAUAAACACAAAGACCAUGAGGAUGAUAGACUUGGGAAGCCAAAGAGGCCAUGCCCUGCAUAUUAUGGACACUGCAACCUCCGUCGACUGUGGCAAAGAUGUGAGGCUCCGGCGAUCCUUUCGGUCCUUGGUGGAGUGCAUGGUUCCAUGUUGUGGCUUCCAACCGUCCGAUUCACUCUCCAGCGACACCGAAUCAACUCUCGGCUCCUCCUCUACCGUGACCGGUACCUUCUUCGGCUACAGGAAAGGUCGUGUCAGCUUCUGCCUACAAGACGACACCCGGAGCUCCCCACUUCUGCUGCUGGAGUUCGCCGUCCCCACGGCCUACCUCGCCAGAGAGAUGCAGCACGGCGUGCUAAGAAUCGCGCUCGAGUGCGACAGACAAAAGGAGACCCUCAGGUCCAGCUCCACGAUGAGCUCUAACUCCAGCUCAUGCUCGCUCUUCAACGUGCCCGUUUGGUCCAUGUACUGCAACGGCAGGAAGGUUGGGUUCGCCAUAAGGCGUCAGAUGACGGCGAGCGAUGCUGCGGUGCUGAAACAGAUGCAGACAGUCUCCGUUGGAGCGGGAGUCCUGCCUGCUGCGGCGGCCAACAAGUCCGAGGUGGAAGGGGAUGGAGGUGAUCAGCUCUUGUACCUUAGAGCCGGCUUUGAGCGAGUCAUUGGAUCGCAUGACUCAGAGUCGUUUCACAUGAUUAACCCAGUUGGGAGCUCCGGCCAGGAGCUCAGCAUAUUUCUUCUCAGGUCAUGACAUGCAGCAAAUUAAGAACACAACCAAGGCCGGCCGAAGCCACCCCAAAAUAAUACUUGACCAUAUUGAAGAAUGAAGACUGUGUAAUAUAGAUAUUUUUAUGUAGGAUUAAUGUAGAAUAUUGAUCUGUAGCAGUACUAUCUCAUCAUGUGCAUAUAUCCAAA
Molecule: messenger RNA, 1067 nt
Organism: Juglans microcarpa x Juglans regia
Lineage: Eukaryota; Viridiplantae; Streptophyta; Magnoliopsida; Fagales; Juglandaceae
Product: protein MIZU-KUSSEI 1-like
Exons: 1
Coding region: 172-903 (243 amino acids)
Biological process (GO): hydrotropism
Source: RefSeq, a predicted model, not a curated record